Messenger RNA from Seminavis robusta, 3343 nucleotides. The record is from the annotation of a GenBank genome assembly. NCBI's taxonomy places the organism in Eukaryota, Bacillariophyta, Bacillariophyceae, Naviculales, Naviculaceae.
UCUUUCCUUUCGGGUUGUUCUUCGAUCUCAACAUCAAGAAGCAAGCAAGCUGACACAAACAAGAUGUCCCCAACACUGGUCCAAAAGAUCAAAUAUCAUCGUGUCAUCGAAUAGUAAUAUACCCACCAUGUCCUCUUCCUCGCUGGCCAAACUGAGAUUGGUCGCCAUCAACGAUGUCUAUGAGCUCACCAACCUGCCCAAGUUCCAAACCUUUUUGAAGCAAUUGGAACCCAAGGCGACCGGCGUGUUGCUCGCGGGAGACUUUUUGUCUCCGUCCACCUUGUCGUCGAUUGAUGGAGGACGAGGCAUGGUGGCCACGUUAAAGGCAUGUGGUUUGACACAUGUGUGUUUGGGAAAUCACGAAGCCGAUUUGCAUUGGCCGCAAUUGCACAGUCGCAUGGAAGAAUUGUGUCGAUCAUCGUCCAUUACUGCUAAUGCCCAACAGCAAGCAGUGACCUUUGUCAAUACCAAUCUGCGAGAACCACCGCCCGAUGCCAAAGAAAAAGAAUCCUGGUGGAUGACAGGACCCAUGGCUCCACCAUACGCCAUUGUCCCCACGCCGUGUGGUCGAGCAUCGGUAGCCUUGUUGGGAUUGUUGAGUGACGAAAAACGGGUCUUUCGAGAUGAGACUUUUCGUGGAGCUCCCAUUGCCAAUGUCUUGACCAGUUUUCAAACUGUCUACGAACAACUCGUGGGAAAGACGGAUUUUGUCAUUCCCAUGACGCACAUGUCCAUGAAACGCGACAAGGAAUUGGCCAUGACCAUGUUGAACACCAUGCAAAACAGCAAUGGCCUGAUAAUAGGAGGACACGAACAUGAACCGUACAAUGUCAAGAUAUGGGCCAAUGGUGAAACAGACGAAGAAAACAAUGGCGAUAACCACAACAAUUCCUCAACCGAGGAUCCCUACAUUCAAAUACUGAAAAGCGGAACGGAUGCCCAAGGGGCCACACUGAUUGAUUUGACGUUUGAUGUUUCGGAAAAGGAACACAACAAUAACAUCACUGCCCCACUGGUCGAUAUACAAGCGGAUAUUGUAUCCAUGGAACCCUAUCAACCGUCCGUGGUGGUAUCAACCAUUGUCGAGGAACGCUUAAAGGUGGUCUCCGCAUUGGACGAAGAGACCAUCAUCAACGCCGAAACACUCUUGCCACCGGGGAUACCACUAUCCUCGCAACGAUCGCGACAAGAACAAACUACAGUAGGGGCCAUUCUAUGCAAGGCCAUCAAAGACGAACUGGGUUCGUCUGUUUGUGAUGUAGCCCUCAUCAAUGGAGCUACCAUCAAGGGGGGACGCAUGUACAACAAGGAUCGCAUGUCCUAUGCGGACUUGAAAAAAGAAUUACCAUUUCCGACCAAAAUGGUCGUGGUCCCCAUGAAACGAUGGGAACUACUCGAAGCAAUCUACUAUUCGAGAAGGUACAAUGAAGAAGGCGUUGACACAAACGACAAUGACGACAUUCCACGACGUGGGUAUCUACAAGUGGAUUUGGAUUUUGACAUGGACCGACCGGCACCCUUGGACGACACCGUACGAGUAGCCCUGCCGCGCAACCUCAUGGCGGGAUUUUGUCAGAUCAAACCCUUGAUGGACCUGGGAAAGCAACUCAAAGAUGAAGGCGUUUACCCCGACGCCGAUGAUUUCAUCCCGGCGAUUCAAGUCAUUAUUCGACACUUUUGUAAGAGCAUGUGGUUGGAUAUCGUCAAGGAGUCGUUCACGUUUGAAGAUAUCGACUUGAACAAGGAUGGUAUGCUGGAUCGAGAAGAGAUCAAGAUCAUGAUGCAGAAGUUUCUAGGCCACGAGCCUCCCGAUUUCGUGGUGGAUGACAUGAUUGAUGCAAUUGAUGCAGACGAGGAUGGCGUUAUUGACGCAGGAGAAUUCAGCUUCCUCUUGGCGACGAUGGAACGAGAAGAUAUAUUCCGGAAGCUAUAACUGGCUGACUAGAAAGCUACUGGUAGUCGGCAGGAACAGUCCAGAAACAAAUUACGAGAUCAGCUGAUCGAGCGAUUCAUUCUGAUUCGAUUCAGUGGUCGGAACAUUUCGAUAGACCAAGGAUCCUAGCCAGUUUGGAAACUGCACUCGUACUGUGGUCUAGCUGGCUGGACUAGUGCACUUCUUCGUUUCUGUCGCUAGAGCCACAUACUGCAGUAUCGAUUUUGGGACGGUCUCCAUCAUCAACCAGCUACCGGUACCAGAGAUACUGGGCCCAAUUCUAAAGAAAUAAGUUUAGGUUCUCAGAGGUUGCAUGGCAUGGUUUUUGGUUUUGGCAUACUGCCAGUACUGUACCGGUACGGGUGCUACAUGUACAUGUACACCUCCCCAGAAGAUUUGCCGCGUUGCAGUGCAUGCACUGUACUGGUUGUGGGAGUUUCCAGUUUGGUACCAUUACGACAGUUACCGUACCAAAUCCUCCCAUUGCGAUGCCAAACAUGUACUACCGUACCAGAGCUCUACCGGUAGUGUACGGUACGGACGCGACCAGCUCAGCUACAAAAGCUGCUACAAAGCUACAGCCAGCCAGCAAUGAGAAAUGAGAAGAACACUACAGGCCACAGACUUUUUAAUGAAUAAGUAAUAAUAGACUACUCAGUACUCAGUCGUAGCUACUACUAGCUAGAGUACUCUGUGGACAGUCGUACUGUAAUGAACAGAUCAUGAACCCAUGUUUAAUGUGCUGGUGGCCAUGUCGAAGAUGCGACAUAAGAGAGUGUCAACGUGUCAACUCUAGAGUAGAAUCGAGUCGAGUCGUUCCAGAAAUCGGACUCUCCAGAGUCCAGAGGUCCAGACUCUUCUUGGCACACAGGCACUCUCUUGGCCACCGAUGGCCACUCGCAAGUUGCAAUGGGCCGCUUGGCCUUGUCUUGCGGCAAAGAAUUUUGAACACAUGCUACAGUUGUACCGGUAUUAAAUUUUUGUCCCUUGUUCGUUAUUUCUGAGGUCCAAGAACUCAAGAGGAGUAUCGUGGAAUGACUGAAUGACGCCCCGAUUGAUAAUCAGAAAGCCUUCUCGAACGAAGAGUAAGAGGUAAGGGGGCAGUCCAGAUUAGAGGACACACACUGGGACUCUGGGACUCUAUUAUAGUAGUCAGAUAAAGCAGCUGAUAAAGCCUAAAUGGUCAAAUAAUGGGCCAUCGGUGGUUCUUUUGUUCAACUUCUCUUCCCCAAUCGUCGAUCCUAGCGUGUCCUUCAAAACCGGCAUUGACUCAUUGACUAGCUAAUGAUUACAGGGUCCGGAAACGGCAGCUCAACAUUAUUUCGACAGUUUCAAAUUAAUGAAAUUAGCUUCAAAACAGUAAAAGUUUUUCGUUUCUCAUCUCUCUGUGUGUUUUACCAAAUAAUUCGC